AUGGACACCCCCCAAGAGAUGCCUGCCAAGAAGAUCGAAGUCGACCUCAAGGACAUUCGCUCUUCGACUCACAAUAACUCGUUGUUGAAAGAGCUCGAGGAAAGCCUCUCAAAAAAUCCACCCGCGUUCCCGUCGCGACUCCUCUGGGAUGACAAGGGCUUGCAAUACUUCGAAGCCAUUACUCACUCCCCCGACUACUACCUCACCAACUGCGAAAUCGAGCUUCUGACAGAACACAGCCGCGAGAUUGCCAAAGACAUCUACCCUAACACCAUCAUCAUGGAACUAGGAAGCGGUAGCCUCAGAAAGACCAAAAUCCUGCUUGAUGCUCUAGAAGCCCUGGAAAAGCCUGUGGACUAUUGUGCUCUCGACCUGAGUCGUCCGGAACUCGAAAGAACCCUGACCAAUAUCUCGCCUUCUUCGUUUCAACACGUGAAGUGCCAUGGAUCCACAAUCGGUAGCCUGUCACGCCCUGAGGCUGCCCAACUCCUCGGAGGCUAUGUUGAUGCCAUAGCGGAUGUUGAAGCCAUGAAGAGCUCACCGCACAAUGCCAUCUUUCUCGUGGGCGUCGAUGGAUGCAAAGACGCCGACAUGGUGUGGCGCGCCUACAACGACACUGAGGGUUACAAUCACCGCUUCAUCUCCAACAUCUUGCACCACGCCAACAAAGUGUUGGACAUCGAAGCCUAUCACUCAGAGGAUUGGACAGUCGCAGGGGUAUGGAGCGCCGAGAAGGGAUGUCAUGAUCAAUUUCUUAUGCCUGAGCGAAAUCUGUUUGCUAGUGGCUUGGAGUUGAAGAAGGGCAGGGGUCUGCAUGUUGUCAGCAGUCACAAGUUUGACGAGGAUGAUCAGGACAAGCUAUGGGAGGGUGCCGGCCUGCAACUUUCCAGCUGCUGGAGAACCGAGCCCCACAAGUACACUCUCAACCUGCUGACUGUAGGCGAUGUUCUUACCCCUCUCAAGAAGCUGGCCUUGGACGACAUUCGUGACGGCAUUAGACAUGCGCCAUAG
Messenger RNA from Aureobasidium uvarum, 1011 nucleotides. The record is from the annotation of a GenBank genome assembly. Lineage: Eukaryota; Fungi; Ascomycota; Dothideomycetes; Dothideales; Saccotheciaceae.